Messenger RNA from Suillus subaureus, 486 nucleotides. RefSeq lists its product as uncharacterized. The annotation marks the transcript as partial. The transcript has 2 exons. Lineage: Eukaryota; Fungi; Basidiomycota; Agaricomycetes; Boletales; Suillaceae. The record is from RefSeq and is a predicted model, not a curated record.
CUGACAACACAGAACAGGUUGCGUUCAUCUGGUUCAUGACUUAUUGCAACCGUAAAGCACUGUUCUGCGUCGCUGCUGAUGAAUAGAUCGUAAAUACCGCACAAGCAAAUCGUGCCAAAUCCAGAGGAGAUCAAGAAGGCUGUAGGUAAACUCACCAUGAAUUACGAGCACCACCUUGCGAACCAGGCCCUGCCGCCCAUUGAGCGACUGUGUGAACCUAUUGAAGGGACAGACAAGGCACGGUUGGCUGAACUUCUCGGUGAACGUGGAACCUUCGUAACCUUGUACGCUGCAUCUGCAUAUCAGCCAUCAUGUUUAAUCGCGGAUUUAUCACAACUAAACUCUGUGGGCGUGCGUAGAUAGACGAUCGGUGUCUUCUGCUGGUAUGGGAAGAAGUGCUGUCCGGAAUGUUGGAUACUUGUAACACCUAGCAGUAAACAGCACAACGGUGUGCUACAUGGGACUGAGAAGAUAAAAAGUGAUUGA